AUGUUUUUUGUUACGGAGUGGCGAGAUUAUGGAGAAACGUUGUGGCAAAAGACUAUAUCAAGAACAGACAACGAUGAAAAGGAAGUUAAAGCUGUUCGAGGGGACUGCACGAUCACGAAAAGGGGCAAAGAGCCUUUUGGGGGCUGUGGGGAAACUUGGCGAACUGUCCUUAAUACUUUACAAGCGCUGAAGGCGGAGUCAAAAGUCGCCGCUGCCGCUGUGCGCGCCACAGCCCCCCCCAAUCCCCCGGCUGAACCUCAUCGCACCACGAGUCGUACGAGUGCUUUCUUUGGGGUGAGCCAGAAUUACCCAAUGAAAGGAAUGACUGGGAAAGUUUGUACCGGCGUCUGCGAGCUCUUAAAUCCGACUGUAAAAAGGGGGAAUGCGUCUGAGGACAUAAACGGCCCCGUUGCGCCGCAGGCACCCGAUGUUCACCCAUCAGAGGGCGGAAGUGCAAUGACACAGGAACCGGAAGUGCCCACAGUAGCGGCUGCGCUGAUCAACUGCCCCGGGGAGAAGGAGGCCCUGCAGACACAGAUGUUUGGGCUGCCAGCUACCAAGGACAAGAGUAACAGCCUCUCCAAGGUGCCGUUAGCAGUACCGGCCGUUUCGAGGCGGCGAUUACCGUCACGCGUCAUUCCGAGGCGGCAGUUACCUGUCCCGGCCGUUCCGAAGCAGACGCUGCCGGUGCCGGUGCAAGUAGCGGGCGCUGCCGAGGCACAGCCGCCGGUUCCGGCCGGAGCUCCCGGUCCCCGGGCCCGUUCCGGGGCGAUGGGGGGGCUGAUCAGCCGUGUGCUGUGGGGCACAAGGCGAGGGAGGAAGCGGGAGCGCAGCGAGAGAGACGACAGCGACGACGGCAGAGGGCAGCACAGCCGGUGCGGGCAGGGAAGGGGCGGUGUGGGGAGCGGCGCCGGGGCAGAAGGGGCGCUGCAGGGUCGGGUGGGCGCAGGGGAGCGGAGAGAAGGGGCGAGGGGGCGCUGCGGGGCCGGGGAAGCGGUGCGGUGGGAGGAGGGGCGUGCGGGGCCGGCAGCGGAGGAGCGGUGGAGGGUCGCUGGGAGCCGCGGUGGAAGGGUCUGGCGGGGGCGGGGGGGGGAGGGUGUUGGGGCUGUUGUUCCUCAGCAGCAGCAAACGAGGAAAAGGUUUAAAAGGACCUCCGAGUACAUUUAUGAGGAGCUGUUUCUGAGUGGCAAUGGCAGCGACAUCAAAAUCCGUGCCCUGGGAAAAGAGUGGAACCUGCACAAGGUGUAUCUGUGCCAGUCAGGGUACUUUUCCAGUAUGUUCAGUGGACAUUGGAGAGAAUCCAGCAUGGACACCAUUGAGUUGGAAAUUUCUGACGAAAACAUUGAUGCAGAAGCUCUCCACGUGGCUUUCAGCUCACUCUACCAGGACGAUGUUUCAAUAAACCCGGAAAAAGUGGUUGCGGUUUUAGCAGCAGCCUCCAUGCUGCAGUUGGACAACUUAAUGGAGCAAUGUGCUGAGAUAAUGAAGGAAACCAUUAAUGCAGAAACUGUCUGUGAUUACUAUAAUUCAGCGGAGAUGUAUGGGUUGCCCUUCAUGAAGAAAAAAUGCCUUAAAUGGCUCUUGAACAACCUGAUUACUCACCCACGAGUUGAAGUCUUCAAAGAAAUCAGUAUAAACCUCAUGGAGCAGCUGAUCAGCUCUUCCAACCUGCUUGUAAUGCAAGUGGAAAUUGACGUGUAUAGCACUCUCAAAAAGUGGAUGUUCCUUCAACUCGUGCCUUCUUGGAAUGGGACGUUGGAACAGCUCUUAUCUGAAGCUGAUGCCUGGUUUGCCCAGUAUCGGAAAGAUUUUGGGCGUGCCGUUCCAUUCCUGAGCUCAGAACAGGGGAAGGUGUUCCAGUCAGUGUUCAGACGCUUGAGAUUGCAGUAUAUCAUCAAUGACGUGACAUCAGCUGGAAUAAUUGACAACGAUUACCUCAUACCCCCCGCGUGGCUGUGCUCUAUUUACAAACAGCAGUGGUUGACCAUGCUCAGAACAUAUGAAGGCAGUGAUAUCGGGCCUGAAGAAAUAAGUGAAGAGACACUGGAAGAAAACAGCAUGCGAUGUGGUCGGGUGCUUGAGGAGGAUGGUGAAUUCGCCUGGAGCUGGUCUGGGUUCAACUUUGGCUUUGACCUCCUCGUUAUUUAUACAAAUCAGUGCAUCGUUUUCAAACGGAAUACACUGGAUGAGCCGAGCAGUGGCUUAGUCAGUCUGCAGCCCAUGAGAAACGUGGCCUUCAGGUUAAGUCUGGCCUGCUUUGAUGACGAUGGGACAAAGAUUUUCAAGAGAACAACAGGAUAUCAGAUCCUAAGUUUUGGGAACGAUGAGGAGCAGGUAGUGAUAAAUUUCCUCGAGGAAGAGAGACGCCCCUUCUUCCCGCUCUACAUCAGCUGCAACUUCCAGUACACUACGCCGGAGGGAGGCACCACCAGAUAAUGCGGAAAACUGACACCUCUUCAGUGGAACAGGGGAGCCCUUCCACACUUCAACAAGAGAAAAGAGCCAUACAGCAGCAGCUCUCAGCUAGGAUUCUGUGGAAUGCUGACCACAGACACGAGCCAAAUCCCAGUUUUUUAAACUUUUUGUGACUUAUUUUAACUUUUAUGUUGGGAAUCUAUCCCGUUUUAGCUCAGGAAUUUGUGACCUUUCAGUGCCUUUGGAGCUGUAGGUGUUAACACACUUCUAACAUCAGUUAAGCAGCCUCAAAAGAUCCAAGGGAAGAGCCCCGACCAAGGCAUUCCUUUUCAGCUGGUUUGGCGAGUGGGCCGAGCGUGCACUGUAUUUAUUCUUUGUCCGAGUCAGGUUUUAUGUUCGUCCGUCUAAAUUUGAAUUCUUACAGCAGGACAUUUGAAUUAAAAUUUAGAAUUCUGCCUCUUUAGUAGGCUAAUUUUUUCAUGUUGUUAUAAAAAUAAAGUCAAUUGUACUUUACCAUUUUUACUUUUAUUUUAUGUAAAAAUGUGUUUGGCAAGAUGGGAAAAUGUGGCACCUUGUCAAUAGAUGAGUGGAAUGCUCACCAGCGUCUGUCCUUUUCCACCACAAACAGCUUUUUCUAUCGGAUUUGCCAGUGAAUGCACUUCUCUGUUAUCUUGUGUUGCAUCAUACUUCUUUGGAAGCAGAAGUAUUUUAAGGCACUGAACUUAGUAAUUACAGAAUCACAGAAUCACCAGGUUGGAAAGGACCCACUGGAUCAUCGAGUCCAACCAUUCCUAACACUCCCUAAACCAUGUCCCUCAGCACUUCAUCCACCCGUUCCUUAAACACCUCCAGGGAAGGCGACUCAACCCCCUCCCUGGGCAGCCUCUGCCAGUGCCCAAUGACUCUUUCUGUGAAGAAUUUUUUUUCUGAUAUCCAACCUGAACCUCCCCUGGCGGAGCUUCAGGCCAUUCCCUCUUGUCCUGUCCCUUGUCACUUGGGAGAAGAGCCCAGCUCCCUCCUCUCCACAACCUCCUUUCAGGUAGUUGUAGAGAGUAAUAAGGUCUCCCCUCAGCCUCCUCUUCUCCAGGCUAAACAACCCCAGCUCUCUCAGCCGCUCCUCGUCAGACGUUCUCCAGCCCCUCACCAGCUUUGUUGCUCUUCUCUGGACACGCUCCAGAGCCUCAACAUCCUUCUCGUGGUGAGGGGCCCAGAACUGAACACAGUAUUCGAGGUGCGGUCUCACCAGUGCCGAGUACAGAGGGAGAAUAACCCCCCUGGACCUGCUGGUGACCCCAUUUCUGAUCCAAGCCAAGAUGCCGUUGGCCUUCUUGGCCCCCUGGGCACACUGCUGGCUCAUGUUCAGUCGCUGUCAACCAUCACCCCCAGGUCCUUCUCCUCCGUGCAGCUCUCCAGCCACUCUUCCCCCAGUCUGUAGCACUGCACAGGGUUGUUGUGCCCCAAGUGCAGGACCCGGCAUUUGGCCUUGUUGAACCUCAUGCCAUUGGCCUCGGCCCAGCGGUCCAGCCUGUUCAGAUCCCUUUGCAGAGCCUCCCUACCCUCCAGCAGAUCCACACUUCCUCCCA
This is a messenger RNA of Cuculus canorus (common cuckoo), 3998 nucleotides long. RefSeq names its product germ cell-less protein-like 1. Gene Ontology annotation, cellular component: nucleus. Gene Ontology annotation, molecular function: protein binding. Gene Ontology annotation, biological process: germ cell development. The coding region runs from base 1 to 2436 and encodes 811 amino acids. Lineage: Eukaryota; Metazoa; Chordata; Aves; Cuculiformes; Cuculidae. The transcript is spliced from 17 exons. The record is from RefSeq and is a predicted model, not a curated record.